ACAGCGGGACUGCAGCAAGCAUUCUGACACUGGGGGGAACUGACUAACUGCCACUGACAUCCCCAGUGACACUAAUACAGUGAUCAGUGCUAAUAAAAAGCACUGACACUGUACUAAUGAUACUGGGCAGGAAGGGGUUAACUUUUGGGCAAUCAAAGUGUUAACUGUGUGCUGUGUGUGUUUUGCUAUGUGUGUUGUGCGCUGUGUGUGUUUUGCUAUACAUGCUGCUUUGUAUAUCUCUGCUGUGCAGAGAAAUACAAAGCAGCAUGUGCUUGCUGACAGGAGAGAGACCUGUGUUGUUUACACACAGGUA
Messenger RNA from Staurois parvus, 313 nucleotides. The record is from the annotation of a GenBank genome assembly. NCBI's taxonomy places the organism in Eukaryota, Metazoa, Chordata, Amphibia, Anura, Ranidae.